Messenger RNA from Anneissia japonica, 972 nucleotides. RefSeq names its product alpha-N-acetylgalactosamine-specific lectin-like. The coding region runs from base 105 to 641 and encodes 178 amino acids. Gene Ontology annotation, molecular function: signaling receptor activity. NCBI's taxonomy places the organism in Eukaryota, Metazoa, Echinodermata, Crinoidea, Comatulida, Comatulidae. The record is from RefSeq and is a predicted model, not a curated record. The transcript has 2 exons.
CCGUACUACAAAAGAAGACUCUUAAAGCCUUCGAAAACCGAUUAUUUUGUAGUGAACUAAUUUUCACACACUGAAGUUAGUUCAUCUAAUGCAAGUUGACUUUGAUGGCAGCUAUGACGUUAUUGAAUUUUAAAUUGUGGAUGGUUUGUUGUAUAACAUUGGUCACAGCAAAGAUGUGUUUAGCUGAUGAAAUAUAUCACUUUGCGUGUCCUCCAUUUUGGGUUCCAUUCCAAAAAAGUUGCUACCGUAUAUUCGGGACCAAGUUGAACUGGGCAGCUGCAGAAGCCCGCUGCAACAGACACUUCAACGGGUACGAUAUGGGCCAUCUGGUAUCUCUCCGAAAUGAAGCCGAAAAUAAAUUCGUCUCAAAACUCUGGGAUUCAUCUACUGGUGGAUUGGCAGCCAAAUCUGACUAUACCUUCUGGAUUGGACUGACAGAUGCAGGUUACGAAGGUCGGUGGGUUUGGACGAACAACAACCAGUUGGCAACAUACACAAGUUGGCAUAAAAAUCAACCUGACAACUAUCAAAACGAAGACUGCGCUCACCAAUGGAAACGAGAUCCAAAUCUAGGUACUUGGAAUGAUUAUCCAUGUACUGCUGAACUAUUUUAUGUCUGUGAGCUGCCUCAGAAUAAAUAGUACGUCUACAUAACAAGAGAAAACGCCAUGUUACAUAUUGGUAACUAUAUAUGAUAAACCUAAAGCACGCUGAAUAUUACCGAAAAUGUUUGCCGACUAAGAUAUGGCUGCAUUCAUCAAAACAUACGUAAAUGAUUAUUAUAUGCUUACAUGAAUAUACAUUACAACAUAUAAAUUAUAUGUAGGCUUACAUACACAUUUCUUGUUACACUAUAAGCCAACAUACAUUAUAUUGAUGAUUAUAUUAAACUUUCAAUUCAUUAUGCCAUGUGGUCUCUGAAUGUUAUAUUGCAUUUAGUAUACUAUUAACUAUAGAUAAGUAUAUAUAAAU